Caenorhabditis bovis is the source of this 324-nucleotide messenger RNA. The record is from the annotation of a GenBank genome assembly. Lineage: Eukaryota; Metazoa; Nematoda; Chromadorea; Rhabditida; Rhabditidae.
AUGGACGAGGUUCCUCGCAUCUAUCCUGAGUUCUACCACAAAAUCAUCAAUGACAUGAAUAUAUGUGAGCUUCGCUAUUUUUACUGCUACGUGCGUAUGGCAGGAGCUCCUAAUCAAGAGAUGCCUGUCAUUAAAAGGGAACUGGGAGAACUCGGCACAAAGCUGAACGACUUGCAAUUUAAACCUGUUUUUUUCGCUGAAGGAGCCCAUAUCAUGAGAACUCUCGCUCUCGAAAUCAUGCGUCUUCGUGUGCAGAUUGAGCAAAUUAUUGACACUCUUCCAAAGAUCGGCUACACGGAAACGGACGGAUCUACUGGAAGUUGA